Molecule: messenger RNA, 4376 nt
Organism: Amoebophrya sp. A25
Lineage: Eukaryota; Dinophyceae; Syndiniales; Amoebophryaceae
Source: the annotation of a GenBank genome assembly
GAAGAAUGUCAGCGCGAUUUGAUGCGCUGCAAAAGUUGUAUUAGAAGGUUUUCUACAACAGAAAAAUAGUGAACUUCACGCAUAAUGAAUAAGUAAAGCAACUUCGAUAGUUCAGCUUCAACUAUAACAUGGAGCGACCAGAUGACAUGAACAAGAACUACUUGCUGUCUACACGUACACCAUCCUAACAAGCAUUUAGAACCAUGUGGUCGCUUCGGCGUCCCGAGGCCGUGUCCUCGGACCACGGCAUGUUGAACGUAUAUAACGGCGAUCACUGGGCCUUCGAAGACUACUGGACUUCGGAUCGCUUCACUUAUGUCGACAAAAACCGCAUGGAGGCUCUAUUGAGAAGUUGGAAUUACGCUCCUAGCGAUUUCAGCGACGUCAACAGCCUCUACACCGUAAGGUAAGACUAGUUUUUGACUAUCCCAUGUGGACUAUGCUGAGUGGAUUCCCCUUCGAAAUCAAGAAGAAAAUAGGGGCGAUCAUAGUGGUAACUCACUGAACCGGGGAUAGUGAAAAGCUACCUCUAAGUAAGCCAAGGAAGUGGCGGAGACUUAUCGCCCGAAGAGGAGCCCGUUGGUGCCAGCAAAGAAUCGGCGGGACUGACAGGGCAAGGUAUAGUACUAUCCUAAUUUUUGUGUUUACAACAUCAACCUUCACAGCAACAAGGCCUUGUGUUGACAACCUAUAGAUACUUGUGCACCCGUACAACAGAAAGGCAAGGUUAGUAGUAGUAGGCAGGGAUUUCACCAACAUAAAGGGGAAGGCGAUGUAGUCACAUUUUCAGACAUAUUUCUUACUCAACCAACACCUUGGAUUUUUGUAUCGAAAAUUUCAGUCCCCCGCCAGCCCGCCCUAGACACGAGCAGGAGCGUAGGAAGUGAUAGCAGUGGAAAGAGCACGAAGUCUACGCCACCCCCACCUGGACUCGUGUGGAUGUUGCUACAGUCGGUUUAUUUCUUCAUCACCUACUGUUUAUGGAACUAUUUUGAUGGAUGCUACUAUUUUGACCUCUAUCUCAGUGUACAAUUCUUGAAAGUAGAUAUUACAACUAGGUAGUUGUACUAAGUCUUUCCUCUGAACUUGGGUCAGGUAAAGAAAAACAGAAAGAUGACAUCUACAAAGAACAAGAAUCGAUAUCUGCAGAGAACGUGGAUCUCCUGUGCAAAGAGAAGAACCUCAUAUAUUUUUUAUUCUAUGAAAAAAACCAUUACUACAUCUUAGUCGAGUGGUUUGAAAAUUUCAUAGCCGCCGUUCAUCGUGUGGACCAUCGUAGUGGAAACGUGGACGCUACUACGCCAAGAGAUACGAAAGACGUGGCGAAAGAUAUCGCCUUUUGCCGCUCGAAAGGACUAUGACAGAUCCUACCUGCGUGGCAGCAAGUCUCUGUACAAUGCCAACGCAGCAGCUGCAGGUCAAGGAACGCCGCAUUAUGCUUUUGGAGUUUUAUGUUGGGGGUAGUUUUACAGCUCCUCAUUGUGUUUUUGUGAAGGUUUAGUACUUCUACUGGGGCAGUUGUUUUAUUCGAUGAAAGAAAUUUAUUGACUUCGAUAGGCGAACGUAAUCUGUUUCGUUUGGAUACGUAACCUGCCCAAGUAUUUGUCACACAACUUACCAAGGCACAAGCACGUAGUCAAUUGACAAUCUUCAUACCAUGGCAAUGCGUUAUUUGAACCCUCGGGUUCUGUUUUUUGCGUGGCUGUGCAUCAAUCCGCGAUUCUGGAUUCAACUAGGGUACACCAUAGUCAAAUUUGUCGGUGGAUGCUUCCCUGUGGCCUUCGCUGUUGCGCCUGGCGUACUGGAUUUGAUGUGCCGAUGGUGGCGUGAAGUGCGGACUUAUCUUAUGAAUCUUCACAACCUGUUGUUGUUGUUGGUGUUGUUCAGGUAGUUUGCUCAAGUGUUAGACACUAAUCAUUCGUGUCUGGUUUGAGUCUUCUUGCUCCUCGUCGAAGAUGACCUUUCCUAUACUUCUCCAAGGGCUGAUUUUCUGACAGUUACUGUCGGUCAUUCUCUAAUGACAGCUAUGGUCCUGGGCCUAGGCAGACUGUUGAUGUGUAUUUUCCGCGUGGAUUUUUCGACCACAUCGAAAGCAGGCAGGCAGGAUCUCAGUGCUCAUCGGGCGUCAUCAAGUUUCAAAGCAACUAUGGUAGCCCCGAGGGAAAGUUUGGUGCCCAGUUACGUGGUCUUGGCCCGCCCAGAGCACGCUACUCGCCUUCUAGCGGUGGACCAGGAUCAGCACCAGGAAAUUCACAGCAAAAUCCUGGACAACUAUGUACGGCCUACAGAGGAAUGCUAUCUCGCUGAAGUAGGUGAAGGUGUACUAUGUAGAAUUUCUACUAUUUUUUCAUGUAAGUUGUUUUGGACGGUGAACACUUAUUGUAGUUCAGCCUUUUAUUCCACUUUCAUAUUUCAUCCGGUUGUGGUCGUCGUCACUGGCGGAGCGUGGCUUAUUGGCCACAGGAUAUUCGGCACCUCGCUCGGACAGCACCUUGCUGAAAUUAUGGCUAGUUGGUUUUUUAUGUCUUACUGAUUACAAAGGAUGACCGACCGAGUGGCCUUCUCGUCGUGGCCUUCUCGUCGAGUCUUCGAGUAUAACCAAACGGAUUCUACCGGUCAGUUUUCCCUCAUAAAUCCUAGAUUAUAAUCCCUACAACCAGUACUCAGGGAGAACUCGUUGUGGUAGACACGGCAACAAUUCUAAUGAGUGCGGCAAAGUCCUCACUGUCGCGUUGGACUAUCAAAACUAUCCAGCUGCCACCUUCCCAGAGAUGGUAGAGGAUGUGCGAGACGGCCUUAGGUGGGUGAAGCAGAAUAUUGGAAAUCCCGAGUUUCGCGGAGACCCAAACGAUAUUACGAUUGUAGGACAAUCGUGCGGUUCGAUGCUGGCAUUGUUGGCGAUUUUGCGGGAAGAUUUUCGGUAAGAUCUUAAGUACCACUCGAGAACUACAUGUAAAAUUUUUGUUGGAGGCGACAAAAAAUGUGAUUCGACGAAAAAAAGUAUGUGUCUCUGGCAUAAUGAAUACAGUUUCUACAUCCAGACUCCUACGUGCAGAUCAUAGAACAAAUCAAUCAAAGAGGCCCACAAUGCGAAUUGUUGGGUACAUCAAUCAAUCAAUCAAUCAGCCGAAGAACUGCAUGAAGCUUUCACUCUACUCAACAAAGGUUUCAGAACUUUUUUGGUUGGUCUGGAGUGUACGAUUUGCCAGGUAUGCAUGAUCAUAUGAAGGCCUCAGGCUAUCCUUCAGAACUACUGGAUGUUUUCGCUGGCGAUCGUGCGGCCGGGUCAUUGGAGGAUUGGAGUCCAUUGUAUUAACGUGAUGUGGAAGUGAUUUGAUGCUUUGAUUAUUUUCUCCCUUUCUCAAAGAAAUGAACGUGUUAUCUGGUUCAUUAGCACAACCGCUAGAAGCAAUUUUGACCCCUGCUUGGAAAAUUACCGCACGCGAUGAUUUUCAUUCCGACAAUAGUAUGAUUCCCUUCUCCAUAAUCAAUGAAUGGUCUCCCUAAAACUAAAUUCUUACAACGUACCACGACAGGCAGCUUCUCGCCAAGCAUCCUCUCCUGUUCGAGAAGCUACCGCGAAAGCGCAUUCGCCUGUUUCAUGGCAUGCGGGAUACCACUAGUCCCGAUGCUCAAUCCGUCUAUUUGGCAGAAUUGCUGAGACACCGGCUUCGAGAGAACCACCUGACUGCGAACCUGCAAAGAAGAUACUCUUUUGCACAGAACUUUGCGGAACCGUCAUCACCGUCACUCUUGGAUUUAAGGAGAUCAUGCUUCAAUUAGACACCCGAGUGCUGUGCUGGACGAGUAUCUGCGUGUGUCUGUAGUUGUCAAGAGGUGAAGGUGCUAUUUUGAUGUGUAAUUUUUACAUGGUGGUUUCGCUUACAAGCUUCGCGAAGAUGUUGUGACACCCUGAACUGCUCUAAUCCGAGGUUCGUACGUAGAGAUCGAUGAUGCUUCGGAAUUUUCCUCUUUCGCGGCCGCAGCCGGUGGUGAUACUGGAGGUACUGAGCAAGAAGAGUCUGCAAAUUUAUCUCCUCGAUUAUUUCCUGUAAUAUCCUUGCAUUUCAUGAUCAUCCUGACAAAUCAUAUGCAAUAUGCUAGUACUUAUUCCCAUAAAAGGUUCCAAAAGUUCCGAUGCGCUGCAGCUUGCUUUGAAUCCGCGAAAAGUGGAUUUGAUUUUGUCGGAUGUAUACGAUACGCACACGAAGAGUAUCGUAGAAUACCCACUUCGGGGUGAAAAUCCAGUCGCCAAACAAGUGCUAUUACUAUGCGGCGUGCCAAAGUCCGAGGUUGACGCGAUGCAAUUUUCGCGCUGUACUGCACUACAGACGGAAUUGGGCCUCACACUCACGACUAUGUUCAUGCCGUUCUAG